Molecule: messenger RNA, 243 nt
Organism: Prunus armeniaca (apricot)
Lineage: Eukaryota; Viridiplantae; Streptophyta; Magnoliopsida; Rosales; Rosaceae
Source: the annotation of a GenBank genome assembly
AUGUCUAGCGCCCAACCCAAACUGGGUGAAAGGCUGCCAGGGCGAGCCCGAGAUGGCUCCAGAGCAGGGCAUGUAGCCCGGUUUCAUGGUGGGUUCCACGAGCCCGAGGAAGCCCAAGGGCAAGUCUUGCCCGGGCUGAAGCCCGAGUUUGGUGACGUUAGCGCUGGCGUCACGCUGACGCCAGCGCACGGUAACUCAAAUUUUUUUUACCGUUGGCGCGUGAAUUACACGCGCCAACGGUAA